AUGUUCUUUUUGGGCUAUAUCAUCAAGGUUGUCUCUGUGCUGGAUGUUGGGCAAGGCAAGGUCGUGCCGAACACGGGGCUGGCAGAGUUCAAGAGCAAGUACCAGGCAAUCGUGCUGAAGCCCUUCGUCGGUGGUAUGAGCCGCUCACCGCAGAUGGGAUUCUUUGCAGAGGUCGGGCCGUUGAGCAUCUUUGUGUCUUCGCACUUGCUUCCUAUCGACUACAAGUUCCAGCCAGAUGCGAAUCCGCCGGAGUUCACGUCGCCGACAGAUAAACUCGUGAAAGGGCGCAAAGUGCGGCUCCGCAUUGUCGGCACGCGUGUGGACGCCAACGAGAUUUUUGCGAUUGGAACCAUGAAAGAAGACUAUCUAGGGCCUUUCGACUAG
Molecule: messenger RNA, 384 nt
Organism: Malassezia vespertilionis
Lineage: Eukaryota; Fungi; Basidiomycota; Malasseziomycetes; Malasseziales; Malasseziaceae
Gene: RPB7
Product: DNA-directed RNA polymerase II subunit
Exons: 5
Coding region: 1-384 (127 amino acids)
Source: RefSeq, a predicted model, not a curated record